Messenger RNA from Sardina pilchardus (European sardine), 2016 nucleotides. Its product is annotated as calcium/calmodulin-dependent protein kinase kinase 1-like. Gene Ontology annotation, molecular function: calmodulin binding; ATP binding; calcium/calmodulin-dependent protein kinase activity. The record is from RefSeq and is a predicted model, not a curated record. Gene Ontology annotation, biological process: positive regulation of protein kinase activity; intracellular signal transduction; protein phosphorylation. Gene Ontology annotation, cellular component: cytoplasm. The coding region runs from base 540 to 1985 and encodes 481 amino acids. The transcript is spliced from 16 exons. Lineage: Eukaryota; Metazoa; Chordata; Actinopteri; Clupeiformes; Clupeidae.
UGACAGUAUUUCAUCACACUGAGGGACUUGUUCCCAAACGAUCGCGUGUUGCUUCUUAUCAACAUCCCGAGUCACAAAUAGCUAACCCUUCGGAAAGUGAAAGCGGGUGAAAGCUCCUGCAGCUAGGCGCUCCUAUCGGUCGGCAUUUAGCAAGCCUCUGUUCACACAGUGCGGAAGGGAGUACGGGAAAGAUGGGACAAAUGUCAGCAUUCAGUUGGAAUGUAGGGGGCUUGGCAUGUGAGUGAGAUGCCAGAGUAGUUUACAUUCAUAACGUUUGUUUAUUACAGACAUUUAGGUGUGAUAGCCUACCUUUGAGAUUCGAGACUCUGGUAGGACAUAUGCUUCUUACAAACAAUAGCUACUGACAGCGAAGACAGUAGUAGAAAACAGAAUUUACCGACAGAGCGAGCUGUCAGCUGUGCCUCCCCUCUUCUACACAGUGGUCCAGGACGGUCUGACACGGAUCUUGCAGGGUGUUAAUGUGAGAGGCCACCAUCCACUCGCCGCCUUUGUGCUUCCCCCCCGCCGUGUGAAUCGCCAUGGCGAUGAGCAGCGACGCCGCCAAGAUCGGCGACCGGGUGGCGGCCCUCUCCGUGGCGGACCCCUCCGGGACGCCCGAGGCCUCCAACGGCGUGCGGAACGGCGCCGUGGCCAAGAAGAAGCCCGUGGCCCAGCGGCCGGGGCUCUCGGGCAGGAAGAUGUCGCUGCAGGAGCGCGGCACCUGCCGCUCGGCGGGCGGAGGAGGAGGUCACCUGCACACGUCCCCCCGAGUGGCCCGCAGGCCCACCAUCGAGUCCAAGUGCAUCUCCAUCUCCGACACCCAGGACUGCAUGCGGCUGAACCAGUACAAGCUCCAAAGUGAGAUCGGCAAGGGCUCCUAUGGGGUAGUGAAACUAGCCUACAAUGAAGACGACGAUAAGUAUUAUGCAAUGAAAGUGGUGUCGAAGAAGAAGCUGAUGAAACAAUGUGGAUUCCCCCGACGUCCACCUCCCCGAGGCCCAAAAGCAGCUCAGGGGGAGCAGCCCAAAGUUCUGGGCCCAUUGGAGCGAGUCUACCAGGAGAUCGCCAUCCUCAAGAAACUGGACCACCUCAACAUAGUCAAGCUGGUGGAGGUUCUCGAUGACCCGAGCGAGGACAAACUGCACAUGGUGUUUGAGCUGAUGCAGAAGGGACCUGUGAUGGAGGUACCCACGGACAGCCCCUUCACUGAGGAGCAGACGCGUCUCUAUUUUAGGGACAUGGUCCUCGGCAUUGAGUACCUGCACUACCAGAAGAUCGUCCACCGGGACAUCAAGCCGUCCAACCUGCUGCUGGGCGACGACGGCCACGUCAAGAUCGCCGACUUUGGCGUCAGCAACCAGUUCGAGGGCAACGACGCGCUGCUCUCCAGCACGGCCGGCACGCCGGCCUUCAUGGCGCCCGAGACCCUCUCGGACGUGCGCAAGAGCUUCAGUGGGAAGGCUCUGGACGUGUGGGCCAUGGGAGUGACCCUCUACUGUUUCGUCUUUGGGAAGUGCCCCUUCAUUGAUGAAUACAUCUUGGCUCUUCACAACAAAAUCAGGAGUAAGCCUGUGGAGUUUUCUGAAACGCCGAUCAUUAGUGAAGAGCUGAAAAACCUCAUCCUAAAAAUGUUGGACAAGAAUCCAGACACCAGGAUCACAAUACCAGAGAUCAAACUGGACGCGUGGGUGACGCAGAAGGGAGCAGACCCGCUACCCCUAGAGGAGGAGCACUGCUCUGCUGUGGAGGUGACAGAGGAGGAGGUGCAGAACUCUGUCAAGUGUGUGCCCAGCCUGUCUACUGUGAUCCUGGUCAAGUCCAUGCUGAGGAAGCGGUCGUUUGGGAACCCGUUUGAGUGCCCGAGCAGGAGGGAGGAGAGGUCCAUGUCCGCCCCGGGAAGCCUAUUAAUAAAAGGGAGUAGUGGUGAGGCGGGCCGUGAUGUGGAGCUGGAGGACCUGCAUGAAGAUGAACCCCCCUCCUCCUGAGAGCCCCCCCCCCCAUGACCCUGUGACCCCG